AGACCCCGUAUUUAAACCUGACGCACACACAAAACGAUGAAUUUUGGAGACGAUGAUCCCUUCGGGUCAAAUGCUUGGGCGGACGAGGCAUCUACUUUCAGUCCCUCAUUAGCCACCCCUCUCGCCAUACCGUCUUUGCCGGUCGCUCAGUCGGAAGACGAGGAGCACCCAUCAUCACCAUCACCACCGCGAGCAGUCGAUCCUCCCUUCCAUCAGCACCGGGAACAAACCCCGGAACCUGUCACGAACGGCUUUGCGCUGGACGUAAACGCUACCGAUUCUCCAUUUCAAGAUGACGCCUUCGUUACGGAUGUGCCUUCCACUCACUCUUUACCACCACCACUACCACCGCCGCCCAAACCUGUCCUGUUCGAGCCACCACCCCCUCUCGCUCCCAAAAGACCCAUCUCUCCACAACUCCCCACUUUCGCAGAUCCGCUGAAUUUGAACGAUUUCCCAUCCUUCGCAGACCCCGUCUCCGCAGACCUCUUCUCCUCCCCUCCGCCACUACACAGCCCCCCAGCCCCCGUCAUCUUCACACCCCCAUCCAUAAUAGAAGAUACCGCCUUCCCACAACCCGACGCCUUCGCCGAACCCCUCACGCUGAAAACCGGCAUCCACCAGCUCUUCGCAGACGACGCAUCAAUGAAACCCUUCCCGCCCUCCAUCAAGUCCGAAGCGAGCGACGACGAGAGCGUCCAACCGCUGGCCUCGAUCAAAGUCAACCCGCAGCCGAAAUCGAAGACCGCGGGGGUGAGGAUCAUCUUUGACCCGUUGACGAGCUCGUUGGUUGGAUCUUCCGCGCAGGACGACGAGGAUGCGGGCGGACGCGUUCGGGAUCUAAAAGGCCGGAUUGGGCGGUUGAGUAUCCGGGACAAGAUCGUCACUCCAGACGACGACGACGACGACAACUCCCCUCUCGCCGAAACCUUCCUCCAACUGGCACCAAAGUACACAUUCGAAUGCCACGUCACCGACCCCUUAAAAGUCUCUCAAGCAAUGGGCGCCUACGUGCUCUACCGCGUGAACACACACACAACGCACCCCCGAUUUCGCAACCCUUCGAUGGCCGUCAACCGCCGCUUCAGCGACUUCCUGUGGCUGUUCAACCAGCUCGUCGCCCAGCACCCGGGGGUCAUCAUCCCGCCCGUGCCCGAGAAACAGACGCUCGGCCGGUUUCAGGAGGAGUUUGUCGAGAACAGACGUGUCGGGCUAGAACAGUUCCUCCGUAAAGUCGUGCGACACCCGUACCUCCAAGAAAACCCCGACCUGCAAUCUUUCUUGGAAUCUGAAACAUUCCUCGCGGACCGGAAGAAACCGGAACAGAAAAGCUUUAUAUCCACCGUGUUCAACGCCGGGACCAGACAACCGGACACGGACGCCUCCCUCUCCCACCGCCGCGCGCGCAUCGAGACCUUCGAGCCGCAACUCCGCCUCAUCCUCCGCGCCCUAGACGACUGGGCGCGCAUGCAGGCCCAGCUCUCCUCCGCCUCGCACGAGUUCGCCGCGACGUUCCAGCAACUCGCCAAUUUGGACGUCACCAAACCCAUCUCGAAAAAUCUGACACAGGUGGCAGAGAUCCAUAAACGCAUCACAGACCUGCAGGAGCGGCAGGCGCGCGUGGACGUGGCGACGUUGGGUGCGAAUGCGGAGUAUUAUGUGCGGGUUGUCGCGAGUGUCGGGCUGGCGUUCGAGACGAGGAGGAGGGUGUGGGAGGCGUGGCAGAAUGGGCUGGCGGCGGUGGGGAGGAAGAGGAGGGAGGUGGAGAAGGCGACGGUGCAGGCAAGGAAGGACGCGGGUGCGGGGAGGGUUGCGGGGCUUGUUAGGGAGUUGGAGCAGGUAUGGGGCUGGAUGGGGUUUUCACUCUUUUGUGUGGGAGCCGGGACGGGACCCUAACCGGUGGGCUUUUCAUCAGAUGGAACAAGAGGCCCUGAA
Molecule: messenger RNA, 1935 nt
Organism: Fimicolochytrium jonesii
Lineage: Eukaryota; Fungi; Chytridiomycota; Chytridiomycetes; Spizellomycetales; Powellomycetaceae
Exons: 1
Coding region: 37-1896 (619 amino acids)
Biological process (GO): protein retention in Golgi apparatus; retrograde transport, endosome to Golgi
Cellular component (GO): endosome
Molecular function (GO): phosphatidylinositol binding
Source: RefSeq, a predicted model, not a curated record